Molecule: messenger RNA, 702 nt
Organism: Aspergillus novofumigatus IBT 16806
Lineage: Eukaryota; Fungi; Ascomycota; Eurotiomycetes; Eurotiales; Aspergillaceae
Product: putative acetyl xylan esterase (Axe1)
Exons: 3
Coding region: 1-702 (233 amino acids)
Molecular function (GO): hydrolase activity
Source: RefSeq, a predicted model, not a curated record
AUGUUGUUCACAGCAGUGACUCUUGCGCUUUUGGCCCAAGCUUUGGCUGGCCCAGUCGAUCUUGAAGAACGCCAGAGCAGCUGUCCCAAGAUCCAUGUCUUUGGUGCCCGUGAAACCACCGCAUCCCCUGGCUAUGGUUCGUCGUCGACCGUUGUCAAUCUGAUCCUCAACGCCUACCCAGGCUCCACCUCCGAGGCAAUCAACUACCCUGCUUGUGGAGGUCAGUCCUCCUGCGGCGGAGUCAGUUAUGGUAACUCGGUGGUUGCCGGAAUCAACGCUGUCGCGAGCGCCGUGAACUCUUUCAAUCAGAGAUGUCCAAGCACUCAACUGGUCCUUGUCGGAUACUCUCAGGGCGGUCAAAUCAUGGAUAACGCCCUCUGCGGAGGUGGAGAUCCAAACCAGGGCUACCCCAACACGGCUGUUCCGCUGUCCUCAUCGGCUGUCAACAUGAUCAAGGCGGCUAUCUUUAUGGGCGAUCCUCGCUAUAUCGCGGGUUUGCCGUACAAUGUCGGCACCUGCAGAGCGGGUGGUUUUGACCCUCGUCCUGCUGGCUUCAGCUGCCCAUCUGCAAGUAAGAUUCGAUCGUACUGCGAUGCUGCCGAUCCAUACUGUUGCAACGGAAACAAUGCCAACACUCAUCAAGGCUACGGCACCGAGUACGGACAGGCAGCUCUUACCUUUGUCAAGAGCAAGCUGAGCUAG